AUGAUGCAGGAGUCGGCCACAGAGACAAUAAGCAACAGUUCAAUGAGUCAAAAUGGAAUGAGCACCCUAAGCAGCAGCCAAUUAGAGGCUGGCAGUAGAGAUGGGAGAUCAAGCGCUGGUGACACGAGCGCCAGCGAAGUAAGCACAGUCGAGCUGCUGCAUCUGCAACAACAGCAGGCCCUACAAGCGGCGAGGCAAUUACUCUUGCAGCAGCCAGGCUGUGGCCUGAAAUCUCCAAAGAGUCAGGACAAGCAGCGUCCACUGCAGGUUCCAGUCUCAGUGGCCAUGAUGAGUCCCCAGGUGAUCACGCCACAACAGAUGCAGCAGAUCCUUCAGCAGCAGGUGCUCUCCCCCCAGCAGCUUCAGGCCCUCCUCCAGCAACAGCAGGCGGUCAUGCUGCAGCAGCAACACCUGCAGGAGUUUUAUAAGAAACAGCAGGAGCAGCUUCACCUUCAGCUUCUCCAGCAGCAACACCCCGGCAAGCAGGCAAAAGAGCAACAGCAGCAGCAGCAGCAGCUGGCUGCCCAGCAGCUCGUCUUCCAGCAGCAGCUCCUCCAGAUGCAGCAGCUCCAGCAGCAGCAACACCUGCUCAACAUGCAGCGGCAAGGCCUGCUCUCCCUGCCCGGGCCCGCCCCCGGCCAAGCCGCCCUGCCCGGGCAAACUCUGCCUCCGCCAGCCGGCCUGAGCCCGGCAGAGCUCCAGCAGCUAUGGAAAGACGUGACCGGAGGCGGCGGAGGUGGCGGCGGCCAUGCUAUGGAAGACAACGGUAUGAAACACAGCAGCGUUGGUGUCAACAACAAUGGUGUCACCAGCGGCCUCGACCUCUCCACCAACAACCACAUCAGCAACAACAGCAACUCUUCGUCGACUACCUCCUCCAACCCGCCCAAAGCGUCCCCGCCCAUCUCGCACCAUUCCAUCGCCAACGGACAGUCCCCUGUGCUCAACCACAGACGAGAAAGAGAGCGGGAAAGGGAGCGAGAGAGCUCACAGCAUGAAGAAAAUGGCGGCUCCCAUCCCUUGUACGGCCACGGCGUGUGCAAGUGGCCCGGUUGCGAGAGCAUCUGCGAGGACUUCGGACAGUUUUUAAAGCACCUAAACAACGAACACGCCCUGGACGACCGAAGCACGGCCCAGUGUCGGGUGCAGAUGCAAGUUGUACAGCAGCUGGAAAUCCAACUUUCGAAAGAGCGCGAGCGUCUUCAGGCCAUGAUGACCCACUUGCACAUGCGGCCCUCCGAACCCAAGUCAUCUCCCAAACCACUCAACUUGGUCUCCAGCGUCACCAUGUCCAAGAACUUGCCGUCAGCGUCGCCCCCUAACUUACCACAGACGCCCACCACACCCACAGCACCCAUCACCCCCAUGGCGGCCAUGCCCCAGGUCCCUUCGGUGCUCGGCGGCGCCAACGUGCCCAGCAUGGGAGCCAUGCGCCGACGCCACUCGGACAAAUACUCCAUGCCUCUGUCGUCGGAGAUUGCCCCAAACUACGAGUUUUAUAAGAAUGCAGAUGUCAGACCACCGUUUACUUAUGCAACCCUUAUAAGACAGGCGAUCAUGGACUCGUCCGACAUGCAGUUAACGCUUAAUGAAAUCUACAGCUGGUUCACGCGCACGUUUGCCUACUUCAGACGCAAUGCCGCCACUUGGAAGAACGCCGUGCGUCACAACCUGAGCCUGCACAAGUGCUUUGUGCGCGUGGAGAACGUGAAAGGCGCCGUGUGGACGGUGGACGAGGUGGAAUACCAGAAACGUCGGUCGCAGAAGAUCACAGGAAGCCCAUCACUCGUCAAGAACCUUCCCUCCAGUCUGGGAUACGGCUCUGCACUAAACGCCAGCCUACAGGCUGCCUUGGCAGAGACCACCCUCCCCCUACUGGGGACCCCGGGCCUAAUUAACAGCGGUUCCAUGGGCGGCGGCUGCCACGGCCUCCUGGGUGGCGACCCGUCCGGCCUGAUGGGCGGAAGUCCUCCCGGGCUGCUAGGCGGCAGCCCGCCGGGGCUCCUCGGCAUCAGCCCGCCUGGCACGCUGAGCUGUAGCCCACCUACCCUCCUGCAGUCGGCCCACGACGACAUCAACGGCGCUUUGGACCACCUGGACACCAACGGACACGGCAGCCCCGGGUACUCCCCGCCGGGACACAUGCUGCCCGUCCACGUCAAGGAGGAACCUCCAAACAUGGACGACGACGACUGUCCCAUGUCUCUGGUGACGACAGCCAAUCACAGUCCAGAGCUGGACGACGACCGGGAGCUGGAGGAAGGGAACUUAUCAGAAGACUUAGAGUGA
Nerophis lumbriciformis (worm pipefish) is the source of this 2289-nucleotide messenger RNA. NCBI's taxonomy places the organism in Eukaryota, Metazoa, Chordata, Actinopteri, Syngnathiformes, Syngnathidae. The record is from RefSeq and is a predicted model, not a curated record.